GAUACAUCAUACAUGCAUGGUAUAUAUUCAGUUGAUAUACAAAACAUCUAAAAGAGGAGAAACACUAGAGUUCUUAUUACGAACUUUCUUACAAUUUAAUUACGUUGUAUGAUUGGUAUGAGAAUAUCUGCAAUAAUGUGCAACCAAACGUGGCCAUUGUUACAUAUUAGGAAUCAUCGGCAACCACCGCAAAUGGAUAAGGUUGUGGUGGUGAUGGGAGCCACCGGCGCCGGAAAAUCAAGACUCUCAGUCGACCUAGCCACUCAUUUCAAAGGAGAAAUUGUCAACUCCGACAAAAUACAAGUGUACAAAGGACUUGACAUUGCAACAAACAAAAUUACCGAAGAAGAACGUUGUGGGAUACCUCACCAUCUACUAGGUGUUAUUGAUCCUCACAAUGAGUUUACGGCCAACAACUUUUGUAACAUGGCUUCACUUGCUAUCGACUCCAUAACCGACUGUGGAAAGCUCCCCAUCAUCGCCGGAGGAUCCAAUUCGUUCAUCGAGGCACUCGUUUAUGAUAAAAUUUACGAGUUAUCUACAAGGUACGACUUUUGUUUCCUUUGGGUCGACGUGUCCAUGCACGUACUAAAUUCUUAUUUGUCUGAACGAGUGGACAAAAUGGUGGAGAAAGGAAUGGUCAACGAGGUAAGAAACAUGUUCAAUCCAAGGAAUCAAGAUUACUCAAGAGGCAUUCGAAAAGCAAUUGGUGUCCCAGAAUUCGAUCGUUAUUUCCGGGCUGAAUUGUCGAAGUCCGUCGACGCGGAGACACGUGUUAAGCUACUUGAAGAAGCCAUUAACGAAGUCAAGAUUAACAACUGUAAAUUAGCAAGCCAGCAGUUAGAGAAGAUAAAUCGUUUGACAAAUGUUAAGGGAUGGAAUGUACAUCGACUGGAUGCAACAGAAAUCACGUUGAAAAAACGAGGAAAUGAGGAGGAGAAAGAGGUGGCAGAAGAAUUAUGGAAGAAUUUGGUGGUGGGACAGAGCAAAAACAUUGUCACUAAAUUCUUGCGUGAAAAUUAUAGGAAUUGUAAUGAUGGGACAGACAUUAACAGAGAUACUUUGGAUAUGACAGAAGCAUCUUACCGUUAGGGUUUUGGCUUAAUUUUCUUAUCAUAUUUGAAUUUUACCUUUUCUUGAAGGAAGUGCAAAUUAAAGAGUUUACCAUAAUUGAUUUUACUUUUUCCAAAUGGAGAAUAUAAUUCUCUUUCAUA
Molecule: messenger RNA, 1214 nt
Organism: Lycium barbarum (goji berry)
Lineage: Eukaryota; Viridiplantae; Streptophyta; Magnoliopsida; Solanales; Solanaceae
Product: adenylate isopentenyltransferase 3, chloroplastic-like
Exons: 2
Coding region: 109-1092 (327 amino acids)
Biological process (GO): cytokinin biosynthetic process; tRNA modification
Cellular component (GO): mitochondrion
Molecular function (GO): tRNA dimethylallyltransferase activity
Source: RefSeq, a predicted model, not a curated record